AACGCUCAGCUCUUAACAGUUGUGCGACGCUCAUCACACAGUCAACACUUAAUUUAUAUUUGCUCAAGAUACUUUCAGCAAAAAUGUCGAACUCGUCACUGCCCAGUUGGCUGAAAGCCGAAAUCUUUGAACCGGUUCUUAAAGACUCCUUUAAGAAUUUCAAGAAAAUAAUCAAAUUCAACGCUUCGCGAGGCACAAAACCUGGUGAUAACUACGCCACUUUAAUGCUGCGAAUUGAGCUGGAGAUCGAAUUAAAUGAUAACACCACAAAAUCCAUUUCGUACAUGUUGAAGUUGGCCCACAACUCAGAGGCAUACCAAGAGACAUUGGGUCAGAACAAGAACAACAUAUUUGACUUGGAACGCGAAAUGUUCACGAAAUAUGUGCAAGAAUUCAAGAAACUUUACAGCGACGUUGGCUUGGAUGUAGAGUUUGGAGCCAAAUGCUAUAAAUUAGACGUCCCAUACGAUCACGUUCUACUAGAGGAUCUCAAGGCAAAAGGAGUUCGACCAACCAACAGACUUUCAGGCCUCGAUGAGGAACAUUGUCUCUCUCUGCUCAAGAAACUGGCGCAAUGGCACGCGGCGUCGGCAGUUCGAGUUGCCACAAUUGGUCCUUAUCCCCAACGACUGUUGGAGGGACUUUUUGGAGAGGAUAGCAAGUUAAUGAUGAGUAAAAUGACAGAUGGCAUGGCCAAGUACAUGCAAAAUACCGCGUCAACAUUUGAAGGACAUGAGGAGUACUUCGAUGAUUUAAAAGCUAUGGAGGGGCACAUUUUUGAAAACGUGAUGGACGUGGGUGUUAUCGACCCCAAUGAGUUCAAUGCGUUAAACCAUGGCGAUUGCUGGAUCAGCAAUUUAAUGUUCCAAUAUGAUCAGACAACGAACAAAUUGUUGGACGCUUAUCUAGUCGACUAUCAAAUGUGCAAAUAUGGCAAUGUCGCAAUGGACUUGCUUUAUUUCCUGAUAUCAUCGCCCAAGCUGGAACUGAAAAUCAACAAGUUUGAUUAUUUUGUAAAGCACUAUUACGAUCAGCUGAUAAAGCAUCUCAAGUUACUCAAUUACACUGAAAAGCUGCCAACUCUUAUUGAUAUACACACACAGCUCUUGAAAUAUGGCAUUUGGGGGUAUGCGACGGCGGGCGGUGUUAUGACGGGCGCUAACCUGGAACCAACGGAAACCGCAACCUUUGAGAAUAUAUUUGACGAUACGACAGAGGGAGAUGCCUUCCGAACAUUGUUAUUUAGUGGCAAACAAUACAAAGAGCAUCUGAAGAUUGUCUUGCCCUUUCUUCACAAUCGAGGAGCUUUACAACUAAGCAAAAGAAGCAAGUAAAUUCAUAAGAAGAUAGACUAGUAAAAUAGAAAAUUGGCAUUAUAGUGUUGACUAUUAUUAAAUAAAGAUUUAAAGAAUCUGUUGAUCAGAACUAGCGUUAAAAUUAA
This is a messenger RNA of Drosophila nasuta, 1441 nucleotides long. RefSeq lists its product as uncharacterized. NCBI's taxonomy places the organism in Eukaryota, Metazoa, Arthropoda, Insecta, Diptera, Drosophilidae. The transcript is spliced from 3 exons. The record is from RefSeq and is a predicted model, not a curated record. The coding region runs from base 84 to 1334 and encodes 416 amino acids.